GCACUUCAUAACUUGAAGUUCGUAAAGUAAACAUUAUUCUGUACUUUAUUCAUUUAUAAUUAAAAAUUAACUAAAAUGAAAUUUAAAAUAUCCAUUGCAAAAAAUCCAUCACAUAGUGCUCCAGUUACUUGUGUUGGAUGGAGUAGCACAGAAGAAGUUUACUCAGCUGGUGAUGAUAAUCAGUUGCUAUCAUGGUCAGUUUCUAAUAACCAGUCCAGAAAAUUAUCACAUUUCAACAAGGACUUGUAUCCGAUCGAUAUGCAGUUUUUACCCAGAAGUAGCAGUACGUUGGGAAAACACGGUGAUUUAAUAUUAAUAACAUCAGCUGAUGGGAAAUUUCAUAUAAUGAAUCGCUCUGGCAGAAUAGAGAGAAGUGUUGACGCGCAUAAAGGCGCUGUUCUAGUGGGGCAAUGGGGUAAUGAUGGUGCUGGCCUUUUGACCGCUGGAGAAGAUGGUUGCGUUAAGAUAUGGUCAAGAAGCGGAAUGUUGAGGUCUAUAGUCGUAUCAAGCGAUAAUUCAGUUUACGGUGCCUCUUGGGCCCCUGAUAGUCAAAGCAUAGCUUAUACACAAGGAAAAUUUAUAGUUAUAAAACAACUAGCUCCAAAUACUAAACCUUUAAGGUGGAAGGCCCAUGAAGAACUCAUUUUAUGUCUGUCCUGGAGUUCGGCUUCAGAAUUAAUAGUUUCCGGUGGUGAAGAUUGUCAAUAUCGAGUCUGGGAUAGUCAAGGGAGACAAUUAUAUUCAAGUGGAUUACAUGACAAUCACAUUACUUCAAUUGCAUGGGCUCCAAAUGGAGAUCUAUUUGCCGUGGGUUCUUACAAUACGAUUCGACUCUGUGAUUAUGCUGGAUGGUCUAGAUCUCUUGAUAAACCAAAUACUGGUUGCAUUUACAAAAUGUCUUGGUCUGGUGAUGGUACACAGCUAGCUGGAGCUUGUGCCAAUGGUCACGUGUUUUUUGCUCAUAUUGUGGAAAGAAAUGUGCAUUAUAUGAAUUUUACUGCGACAGUUACUGAACGCAAAAUUGUAACCGUGAGAAACGUUACGGAUGAUACAGUUGAGCAGCUAGAAUUACCUGAAAGAGUAAUUCAAUUAGCAAUGAAGUAUUCACACUUGGUAGUAACGACUCCUACGCAAUGUUAUAUAUAUAAUACUAACAACUGGAAUACACCUGCAAUUUUCGAUUUAAAAGAUGGCUCAGUUAUUUUACUGAUGCUUGCAGAAAAACAUAUGUUAUUAGUUGAAAAGAACAACAUCGGAAUAUAUAACUACCAAGGCAGACUUAUUGCGGCUCCAAGAUGGCCUAAUAUGAGAUUAGAUUUUCUAAGAUUGUCUCAGAUUAGUUUAUCAUCUGAUACACUAGUCGUAAGAGAUUCUAUUGACUUCAAAUCCCUUCACGUGAUUGACUUAAGCAGUACCCGAAAUUCAGCCGAAUCGACAUCAGUUGUCCAACACUCAAUGGCAGUAAUACAAGUUGCUUUAGAUCAAUGGGGUCCUCCAAACUCUAGAAAUGUGGCAAUAAUGGAUAAAACCAGAGAUUUGUAUGUAGUUGGAGUAAGAAACAACAACAAAACGUUUCAUAAACUCGGGAGAAAAACGGAGUCUUUUCAAUGGAAUACUGAAGCAAAUCUUAUAGCGACUAUCCAAGAUACACAACUAGUGGUUUGGUACUGUCCAACUGCCGCUUUUAAUUCAUCAUUACUAAAACUCUGUUCAAUGCAAUAUGGAUCCCCAGAACUAGGACGUAACCCAAGAAUUAAUAGUUUUAUUGGUAACUUUGUCUCAGUUCGCAGAGCUGAUGGAUCUUUAAUCAGUGUUCCAAUUUCUCCAUUCGCUUCAAUCCUCCACCGACACAUUCAAGAAAAUAAGUGGAACGAUGCUUUGAAUUUAUGCAGAUCUAUUAAAGAACAAAUACUUUGGGCAUGCUUAGCUGUAUUAUCAAUUCAAAGUAACGCUGAUGUAAUAGACAUUGCCGAAGAGGCGUUUGCUAAUAUAAAUCACUAUGAUAAAGUGUUCUACAUCCAAUCUGUGAAAACAUUGUCAAACAAAUCACAACAAAAAGCAGCAAUAGCACUUCUAGCAGGUGCAUUACAAGAUGCAGAGUCCAUCUUGCUACAUAAUGGAAUGAUUUUCCAAGCUAUUUAUAAUAAUAUUAAACUUCACAACUGGUCCCGAGCUUUAGAAUUAGCAACAAAACACAAAACUCAUAUCGAUACGGUGCUCUAUAUGAGAGAAAAAUAUUUAGAAAAAUUAGGAAAAACAGAAAAUAACAACAAAUUUCUAGUUAUAAAAGAAAAUGUACAACUUGACGAAGAUAAAAUACAUCAAAAAAUUGAAACAGAAUUACAGAAAUAACUUCAACAAAGACGAAGUCAUCAGUUUGGCAUUAAUAAAACGUUAGAAUUUUCUAGUGUAAUUUUUUAUACUUAUUUAAUAUAAUAUCAUUCUGCAUAGAACCAGAGAAAAUAUGCUCCCUUGAUAGCCAACGCAACAAAGAAGGCAGUCAUUAGUUAUAGAAAUUCAAGCGGUUCAAUAGUUAUUUAACAUCA
Molecule: messenger RNA, 2546 nt
Organism: Zophobas morio
Lineage: Eukaryota; Metazoa; Arthropoda; Insecta; Coleoptera; Tenebrionidae
Gene: Oseg5
Product: intraflagellar transport protein 80 homolog
Exons: 11
Coding region: 76-2352 (758 amino acids)
Biological process (GO): cilium assembly
Cellular component (GO): centrosome; cilium; intraciliary transport particle B
Molecular function (GO): protein binding
Source: RefSeq, a predicted model, not a curated record